AAGGGAGGUUUUCUCGCCGAGUGAGAGGGUGGGUGGAGGGCUGGGGAAGGAGCUGCAGCCACGCACCCGUCCACCUCCCUCCCUUGGGGUGGUGUCAACCCCGGCUAAGAAGACCGCUGCCUGCACCCUCUUUUCUGCAAGGGGCUAGGCAGUCUCCGCGGCGGGGCAGCUGUCUCAGCUUUGCUGGGGCUGCGCCCGGGUAUACGCGGCUCUUCCUUUUCUUGCCCGGCGAAUCGCCGCCUCGUCCCGUGUGGAUGAGCGCCUGCCUUGUGCAAAAAGCUCCGUGUGCAGCGGGUGGGCUCGCGCGCGGGUCUGCUCUGCACGCUUGCCGCGCCCCGUGCAAAGGUCUGGGGCAGAAAUGGCAGUGUUUUGACACCUGCAGUUGAGACACCUGGAGUGUGAGAGUAAACCAUGAGACUGCAAAGAAAGCACUUGCUGAAUGUCUCCUGCGCAAGAAGUUUGAGUGUUUCCAUCUCAUUGGAGACACGGUGCGUCAUAAUUUGAAGGGCUUCCUUGGACCACAGAAGCUUGCACAGACUCCAGUGAACCACUUCUUGAUAAACAAGGCAGAUCCAUACGUUUUCAGCAUACAUUCACGGAACAGAAAAGCCUUUUAUUUUUAUUUUUUACAAGGGUUGCAUCUUGAUGUGGGCGGCAUUUUGAAGGGAGUUAUAAAAGCCACAUAUUUUGGAAUGACUGGAAACCUAGAGAAGCACAAAGAACAUGCAGGAACCGUGCAUGUUAGCAACUCAGCUUUUUUAGAUGUAUCAUCUGUAAUAGAGGCAAAUGCAGCACUAUUAAGCUGCAGCUGUAGCCAUGGCAUUGCAUGACCUUUUAAGCCAUAUGAGAAGUAUUUCUGAGCCUUGGUAUCAAACGUAGCUUUAUUUCUAAAUCGGAUGAUCGGCAAUACACCAUGUGCUAAUCAGGAGAGCAUUUGGAUGGAAAGAUGCCUCUCGGCUUUGCAAAGAUGCUACUGACCAUUAUAUGAGGGGAUGAAAGGUUCACAGAUUGCAUUGCCCAGUGACCAAGCUCCAUGCUGCGCAUGUGUCGACUUGGAUUUAAGGACCUGCCUUGAAUGCAACUUUUAAAGAUGUGCUGUCGUUUCUGACCUGUCCCAGAGAAGAAAGUCUGUAAAAUGGCUCAGACCAGCUUGCUGCAGGGGAAACAGUUUUAUUGUAGAGAGUGGGUUUUUCACAAGCUUCAGCACUGCCUGCAGGAAAAGUCGAGCUGCAGCAACAGCACUGCCAACAAACCAUCCGUUGUGCUGAACUCUGGGACUAAUACUUGCGUCGUCCCUGGCAAGGGAGCUGCCUGGGGUGUGCUGCUGGUAGGAGGGCCGGGUAGUGGCAAGACGGCCCUCUGUACUGAAUUACUGUGGCCGAGCUCACCUGCCAGUCUGCAAAGGGGUUUACAUCACCAAGCCCUGGCUUUCCACUUCUGCAGGGCUCAGGACUCGGACACUCUCUGUGUGGGAGGCUUUAUCAGAGGGUUAGUGGCCCAAAUCUGUCGCAGUGGACUGAUUCAGGGAUUCGAGGACAAACUGAGAGAUCCUGCUGUUCAAAGUCUCUUGCAGCCUGGGGAGUGCGAGAGAAACCCAGCUGAAGCAUUUAAAAGGUGCAUUUUGCUGCCUCUUCUCGGAGCCAAGCCCCCUCAGCAAAGUCUCUUCCUCCUUGUAGAUUCUGUGGAUGAGGGAUGUAACAUUGGAGAAGGCGACCAGACAUCUACAGGCUUAUCUGGAACUAUAGCUGAGCUUCUAGCUAGUCACUAUGAGUUUUUCCCUCCGUGGUUGCUGCUCCUGUGCUCUGCCCGGAAGCAGAGCAAAGCUGUUACAAAAAUGUUUACCGGCUUUCGAAAGAUAAGCCUUGAUGAUCUCCGAAAGGCUUACAUCGUGAAAGAUGUCCAACAGUAUAUUCUCCAUCGCUUAGAUCAAGAAGAAGCACUGAGACAACAUCUCACAAAAGAAACUGCAGAAAUGUUGAAUCAGCUUCACAUUAAAAGCAGUGGAUGUUUUCUGUAUCUCGAGCGUGUCCUAGAUGGAGUGGUGGAAAACUUUAUCAUGUUAAGAGAAAUCCGUGAUAUCCCUGGGACACUCAACGGCCUCUAUCUUUGGCUUUGUCAAAGACUUUUUGUGAGAAAACAGUUUGCAAAGGUCCAACCCAUUCUGAAUGUAAUCCUUGCUGCUUGCAGGCCACUAACUACAGUUGAAUUGUUCCAUGCAGUAUGGACCAAAAACAUGGCAUUAUCUAUGGAGGACUUCCAGCGCAAGCUAGAUGUUCUGUCAAAGGUUCUUGUCGAUGGUCUCGGAAACACAAAGAUCCUUUUUCACUACAGCUUUGCAGAAUGGCUGUUGGAUGUAAAGCACUGUACACAAAAAUAUUUGUGCAACGCAGCAGAAGGGCACAGAAUGCUUGCAAUGAGUUACACCUGUCGAGCCAAGGAUUUAUCGCCUCUGGAGGCUCAAGAAUUUGCUUUGCACCUAAUUGAUUCCAACUUGCAACUGGAGACCUCUGAACUGGCUUUGUGGAUGAUCUGGAAUGGUACGCCUGUCAAAGACUCUUUGUCAACGUUGAUCCCCAAAGAACAAGAAGUUUUACAGUUGCUGGUAAAAGCCGGUGCUCAUGUCAACAGUGAGGAUGAUCGGACAUCUUGCAUCGUACGGCAGGCUUUGGAAAGAGAGGAUUCCAUUCGAACUCUAUUGGAUAAUGGUGCUUCGGUAAACCAGUGUGACUCGAAUGGUAGAACACUCUUGGCUAACGCUGCAUAUAGUGGCAAUCUUGAUGUAGUCAAUCUGCUAGUUUCCAGAGGAGCAGAUUUAGAGAUUGAAGACACGCAUGGGCAGACGGCACUUACUCUAGCUGCUCGGCAGGGCCACACCAAAGUUGUCAACUGUUUGAUUGGGUGUGGUGCUAACAUAAAUCACACGGACCAUGAUGGGUGGACGGCCCUGCGAUCGGCAGCUUGGGGUGGGCAUACCGAGGUGGUUUCUGCACUCCUCUAUGCUGGAGUAAAAGUAGACUGUGCAGAUGCUGACAGUCGGACAGCCUUGAGAGCAGCAGCUUGGGGAGGCCAUGAAGAUAUUGUGCUGAAUCUGUUGCAACAUGGGGCUGAGGUCAACAAAGCAGAUAAUGAAGGUAGAACUGCUUUAAUUGCAGCAGCAUACAUGGGGCAUAAAGAGAUUGUGGAGCAUCUGUUGGACCACGGAGCAGAGGUAAACCAUGAGGAUGUGGAUGGAAGGACUGCCCUCUCCGUUGCUGCUCUUUGUGUACCUGCCAGUAAAGGACAUGCUUCAGUUGUGAGCCUUUUAAUUGAGCGGGGCGCCGAGGUGGACCAUUGUGACAAAGAUGGCAUGACUCCACUGCUAGUGGCAGCCUACGAAGGACAUGUAGAUGUUGUUGAUUUGCUUCUGGAAGGCGGAGCAGAUGUAGACCAUACGGACAACAAUGGCCGCACCCCUCUUCUUGCUGCAGCUUCCAUGGGCCACGCAUCAGUUGUAAAUACUCUGUUGUUUUGGGGGGCAGCUGUGGAUAGCAUUGAUAGUGAAGGACGGACGGUUCUUAGUAUAGCCUCUGCACAAGGCAAUGUUGAAGUAGUACGGACUCUGCUGGAUAGAGGGCUGGAUGAGAAUCAUAGAGACGAUGCAGGAUGGACACCUUUGCACAUGGCAGCUUUUGAAGGACACAGGUUGAUAUGUGAAGCACUUAUAGAACAAGGUGCUCGAACAAAUGAAAUUGAUAAUGACGGGCGCAUAGCCUUCAUAUUGGCUGCCCAGGAAGGUUACUAUGAUUGUGUGCAGACCUUGCUGGAAAACAAAUCUAACAUUGAUCACAGGGGCUAUGAUGGGAGAAAUGCUCUCCGUGUUGCUGCUUUAGAAGGCCAUAGAGACAUUGUCGAGCUACUCUUCAGUCAUGGAGCUGAUGUGAAUUACAAAGAUGCUGAUGGCCGGCCAACGCUUUAUAUCUUGGCUCUAGAAAACCAGCUAACGAUGGCUGAGUAUUUUUUAGAAAAUGGUGCAAAUGUCGAAGCCAGUGAUGCUGAAGGAAGGACAGCGCUCCAUGUUUCCUGCUGGCAGGGCCAUGUGGAGAUGGUACAGGUGCUGAUAACGUACCAUGCUGAUGUGAAUGCCGCAGACAAUGAGAAACGCUCAGCUUUGCAGUCUGCCGCGUGGCAGGGCCAUGUCAAAGUAGUUCAGCUUUUGAUAGAGCGUGGGGCCCUAGUGGACCAUACGUGCAAUCAGGGUGCUACUGCACUCUGCAUUGCAGCCCAAGAAGGGCACAUUGAUGUUGUGCAGAUAUUACUGGAGCACGGUGCUGAUCCUAAUCAUGCGGAUCAAUUUGGGCGCACAGCUAUGCGCGUAGCUGCAAAAAAUGGACACACGCAGAUAAUUAAAUUACUGGAAAAAUACGGUGCUUCUACUCUAAAUGGCUGCACUCCUUCUCCGGUCCAUACAAUGGAACAAAAACCUUUGCAAUCGGCAUCUUCAAAGAUGCAAUCCUUAACCAUAAAAUCCAAUAGUUCGGGGAGCACUGGUGGGGGAGAUAUGCAGCCUGCUUUGCGUGGCUUGUCUAAUGGGCCAGCUCAUGCUUUUAGUUCUCCUUCUGAAUCUCCCGAUUCGACAGUUGAUCGGCAAAAGUCCUCCUUAUCCAAUAAUUCAUUAAAAAGCUCAAAAAACUCUUCUCUACGCACAACUUCAUCUACAGCAACUGCCCAGACGGUACCGAUCGACAGCUUCCACAGUAUGUCCUUUACGGAACAAAUACAGCAGCAUUCGUUACCCCGCAGUAGAAGUAGGCAGUCUAUUGUUUCUCCUUCCUCCACAACUCAUUCCUUAAGUCAGAAUCAUAGUUCGCCAAACAGUGAAUUUGAAUGGAGCCAGGUGAAGCCCAGCUUGAAAUCUACAAAAGCCAGCAAAACGGGGAAAACGGAGAAUUCCAACAAAUCCGGGUCUGCUGGGAAAAAGGUGAAACAGAGCACCUCCUCUCAACCAAAAGUCCUUGAAUAUGAAAUGACUCAGUUUGAUAAAAGGAUACCUGUUGCCAAAUGUGGGGCCGGCGUGCCCCUUAAAUCAAUGCCUAGUGACACUCAGUGUAAAAUUUUAGUCCCUCCAGCCCAUCAGGAAGUUUGCCGAUCUCAACAGCAGUUCCUGAUCCACCAACAAAGUGGGGAGCAGAAAAAGAGAAAUGGAAUAAUGACUAAUCCAAAAUACCACCUUCAGAACAAUCAGGUUUUUCUUGGCAGAGUUUCUGUCCCACGAACAGUACAGGAUCGAGGGCAUCAGGAGGUUUUGGAAGGCUAUCCUUCUGCAGAGACGGAGCUGAGCCUUAAGCAAGCCUUAAAACUUCAAAUUGAGGGGAAUGACCCAAGCUUCAACUAUAAGAAGGAAACACCAUUGUAAGAGGCAGCUCCAUGACACCAUGAAUAAAAUGAAGAGUUUCUGCCUGGAAUGUUUUGUCACCCGGGCUGGAAUCAAAGCAUGUCUUGCCUGUUGAACCACAUUGAAAAUUACGAAUGUGAUCACUGCAGUACAGUUACCUUGAUUACUGUAAUGUGCCUAAAGAAAAAAAAUUAAGGCUGCCUUCUUAAAUGUAACCUCCUGUGCUUCAGAAAAAAAAUAUUUUGUGUACUUUGUACUUACUACACAGAAUAAGCACUUUCUUUUCUUCCUCAGUAGCAGAACAAGAUACAUUGUAUUUCCACUUACACAGCUGGAAAGUUGUUAAGAGCUAGAAAUUUGAGUUCGGUUCCAGAAGGCUUGAUCAGUGUAAAUGUGCCACAGUGGACUUUGUGACAAACAGCAAUGCUUUCUUGUAUUUAUUUUACAUUCAUGUGCAAAAGAAACUCUGCCCACAGUCGAACAGACAAGGAGUUUUCAAUAUCACCUCAAAGACUAAGGGAACACCUCCACCAUUGACCCAAGUUAGAGUUCCUGUUAAUUAUUUGAACCCACUUCUAGAAGUGUUGCGGCAUACUUUUGAUGUAGGACUUUAGGUGCCCUUAGACUUUUUUAUUUUGCUGCAGGGUCCACCAUGAUCAAAAUCCACAUAAAAGACCCCAUCUAUCCUCAGAGAGUACUAUUUGCAUGGAGAGUAAAGGGAAAGGGACCCCUGACAGUUAAGUCCAGUCACGAACGACUCUGGGGUUGCGGCGCUUAUCUCGCUUUACUGGCUGAGGGAGCCGGCGUUUGUCCGCAGACAGUUUUUCUGGGUCAUGUGGCCAGCAUGACAAAGCCGCUUCUGGCAAAACCAGAGCAGCACACAGAAAUGCUGUUUACCUUUCCGCUGGAGCGGUACCUAUUUAUCUAUUUGCACUGGUGUGCUUUUGAACUGCUAGGUUGGCAGGAGCUGGGACUGAGCAACGGGAGCUCACCCCGUCGCUGUAAUUCGAACUGCCAACCUUCCGAUCGGCAAGCCCUAGGCUCAGUGGUUUAGACCACAGUGCCACCCACGUUCCUGCAUGGAGAAUAGAUAAUGUGAAUUGGCCCAUCCCCAGAUAACAGCCAUAGCAGUUAUCGAUACCACCUGUGGUAGCUCAGAAAUCACAACUGCAGUCCCAGACAUCAGUGUCUGAGUCUGAAGAAUCUGGUUUAUGCAUUGCAUUCUGUAUCUGCUCGUGGGAGCGUAAAGCAACAGAAGCCACAGCAAACAUGUAAUGUAGGGCUGAUUUUGAAUAUGUAAACUGACUCAAAACACAAGCUACUCUUCUGUACACGUAACAUCACAUUUGCAUUGCUGUAAUGUACAGUUGGUUUUCUGUGUUGUUCAAAUGUUUCUCAUAAGAAGAGCAACUUGUGACAGUAUUGGCUAACUUCAGUACUUCCCUUCAGCCUGGGGUGGGGUGCCAUUUAUUGGGCCCUGUCUCCGCUACUUGUUUUAGAGGUGGUUUAUGAAGGAACAGUUCUUUAGCAUCAAGUUUUCAUACUUCCCACUUAAAUGAUGGUAACUAUUUAAAUUUGUUAGCCGCUUUCUCUUGCCCAGGGCAACCCAAAGUGACUUAUCUGGUUUUGCUUAUGAGCAUAUGAAACAGCUCUAGAUGGAAUCAGGUCUUAGGUCCCUUAAGUCCAGCACUGUAUGUUCCCAGCCCUGUAACAGAGAUCCUUUAACUCAGGGGUGGGGAGCCUCUGGUCCUUCAGAUGUCCCAUUCUCAUCAGUCCCAGUCAGCACGGCCAAUGGUGUGUAGUCCAAGAACAUAUGGAAGCCAAGUUUCCCCAUCCCCUCUCUAAAAAUACAAGGGAUUGGAUAUGGACCCUUCUACAUGUAAAACAGGAGUGGGGAACUGUUAGCGUCUGGCAGGCCAGAUCUUUUAUCUCCCCCACUCCAUCAGGCCUAUCUUGGUCAGGAAUGAUGGGAGUUGCAGUCUUAAUAUCUGGAGAGCCAAAGGUUCCCCAUUCUUGACCUUAAGUACAGAGGUAAAAAUGUUGAUUGGUAAGUGUGUCAAAUCAUUACUCCCAACUUGCUCUGAACAUAAGUACUGGAUAUUUUCAACACUGCACAAGAAUAUGGCUGCUCUUUCAUGUUAGAUGUAUUGAUCUGUAGAAAGACAUCCCUAAAGGCUGUCUUUCUCUCUGGAUCUCGGCUGUUGCUGAGAUUAUAUUUAUUUGUUUAUUUGUGUGUUUUUAAAUUACAGUAUGUACCUUGUGACUAGAUGGUGAUAUUUCUGGCCACUUUCACAAGAAGGCUACGCAUUGCAGAAGUCUUCAUGAUUUUCAGCAGACUAUAAUCUUAAUGUCUCUAAAAGAGCUGCUGGUGGUAACAUGCCCAAACGCAGACACCAGCUAUAGGAAGGUCAGCUGAAAAGUGCUACCUUUCAGAUAAUCAAAAUAAAAGUUCCUGCACAUUUUCAGAAAUGCUUAGGAAUGCAGCAUGUGUUUCUUCUCUCUUUAAAAAUAUCCAUUUGACAAGAGUGUGAGAUUGUUCCGCAUUGCUUUAAUGUAUGAUUUAAAAAAAUAAUAAUAUUGGCUUUUGUGGCCUCUCUCCCAAAAAAAGGUAAAACUAAGCACCCUGAAUUAUUGGCAGGUCUGUGUGUCUUUGCAAUUGUGAAUUGAUGUGUGUGGCUCAGUUCUGCUAAGCCAUGACUUGGCAGGGCUGAUCAGCUGUAAUGCAGCAGAAUUCAAGACUUCUUACCUUUUUUCUCGUUUCACAAAUCUCUGUAUCUCUGGUCCUACUUUCAUCUUUCUUUUCCCUAUAUUAUCCAAAGUCAUCCCUAGAGGAAACUAAAGAAAGUGUCGCAAUUCAUAAUUGGAGACUAGGGAAAAGGCUGAUGAGCAUUAAUAUCUGCACCAUAUGUGUGCCAGGAAAGUCACCUGAAAAGGGAAUUGAAUGGCAAAUUUACCUGUCAAAACCUUAACAUCUUACACUAUAGUGAUACCCUUGUCAUGAUCAGUAUUGGGAAAUGGCUUUGUUUUUACUUAAAAGCAUCGUUUUCUCUUGUCAACUAUGCUGCUAUGCAAAUGUCUGUCCAUGCUCGUUAUCCUCCAUUGAAACUCUUCAAAUAACAUGGUGCACAGCUAAGACUUUUUUCUGGAUUGGAUUGUAAAUAGCCUAUAAUGUACAUUGAAUUUCACAUUGUAAAAUUUUUAUUUUAUUUCUUGUAUUAUAUUAAGCAAAAAUCCUUAUGUAUAUGAAAGUGCAUAAUAAAUAUAUUUGCUUUUCAA
Messenger RNA from Zootoca vivipara (common lizard), 8647 nucleotides. The record is from RefSeq and is a predicted model, not a curated record. Lineage: Eukaryota; Metazoa; Chordata; Lepidosauria; Squamata; Lacertidae.